UAUGAGAAAGAGCCGCCAGGCCUCUCCUGCCGCCGCCGCCGCCGCCGCUACCGCCAUCGUCGCCGCCGCCACCGCUACCCUCGACGCGGCCGCCCUCUCGCCCUCGCCGGCUCGCGGCCUCUGGAGAGCCCGGGGAUUCGGCCUGCUUCUCCUCCUCUUUCCCGCCAGGCCCCGCGUAGCUUCCGAGCUGAGCGCCGAUAGAUGGAGACAGGCCCCGCCACCGCCGAAGCCGAACCACGAGCAGGAGCCGCUGCCGCCCUCAUCGCAAGGCGGGAGGAGAGCCGGAGCCGCCGACCCUGAGGAGAAUGUCCCAGAAAUCUUGGAUAGAAAAUACUUUUACCAAGCGGGAAUGUGUGUAUAUUAUACCAAGUUCAAAGGACCCUCACAGAUGUCUCCCAGGAUGUCAGAUUUGUCAGCAACUUGUCAGGUGCUGCUGCGGCCGUUUGGUCCGGCAACAUGCUUGCUUCACAGCAAGUCUUGCCAUGAAAUAUUCAGAUGUGAAAUUGGGUGAAAAUUUCAAUCAGGAGAUAGAAGAAUGGUCAGUGGAAAAACAUACAGAACAGAGUCCAACAGAUGCUUAUGGAGUCAUUAACUUCCAAGGAGGGUCUCAUUCUUACCGAGCUAAGUAUGUGCGGUUGUCCUAUGAUACCAAACCUGAAGCCAUCCUCCAGCUUAUGCUUAAAGAAUGGCAGAUGGAACUGCCCAAGCUUGUUAUCUCCGUUCACGGAGGGAUGCAGAAAUUUGAGCUUCACCCACGUAUCAAACAGUUGCUCGGCAAAGGCCUUGUUAAAGCUGCGGUGACGACGGGAGCCUGGAUUAUAACUGGAGGGGUGAAUACAGGUGUUGCGAAACAUGUUGGUGAUGCCCUCAAGGAACACGCCUCUCGAUCAUCUCGAAAGAUUUGCACUAUUGGAAUACCUUCGUGGGGAGUGAUUGAAAACAGAAACGACCUCGUUGGGAGAGAUGUGGUUGCUCCCUAUCAAACCCUGCUGAACCCUUUGAGUAAAUUAAACGUCCUUAACAAUCUUCACUCCCAUUUCAUACUGGUGGACGAUGGAACCGUUGGAAAAUAUGGGGCAGAAGUGAAACUUCGAAGAGAACUGGAAAAAACAAUCAAUUUGCAAAGAAUCCAUGCAAGAAUCGGCCAGGGUGUUCCUGUCGUGGCGCUCAUCUUUGAAGGUGGUCCCAACGUUAUCCUCACUGUUCUGGAUUACCUGCAGGAAAGCCCCCCAGUGCCCGUGGUGGUUUGCGAGGGGACUGGCAGAGCUGCAGACAUCCUGGCUUAUGUCCAUAAGCAAACUGAAGAAGGAGGAAGCAUUCCUGAGGGGGCAGAACUCGAAAUAAUUUCGACCAUCAAAAAGACGUUUAAUUUUGGCCAGAGCGAAGCGGUUCACUUGUUCCAAACACUGCUAGAGUGCAUGAAAAGAAAAGAACUGAUCACCGUGUUCCAUAUUGGGUCUGAUGAGCAUCAAGAUAUCGAUGUUGCAAUCCUUACAGCGCUGCUAAAAGGAACAAAUGCUUCUGCAUUUGACCAGCUGGUCCUUACUCUUGCUUGGGACCGAGUCGACAUUGCCAAAAAUCAUGUUUUUGUGUAUGGCCAACAGUGGCUGGUUGGAUCUCUAGAGCAGGCUAUGUUAGAUGCCCUUGUGAUGGACCGAGUUGCCUUUGUGAAACUGCUUAUUGAGAACGGAGUAAGCAUGCACAAAUUUCUUACCAUUCCCAGACUGGAAGAGCUUUACAACACUAAACAAGGCCCAACUAAUCCAGCGCUGUUUCACCUUGUUCGAGAUGUUAAACAGGGAAACCUUCCUCCAGGUUACAAACUCACGUUGAUUGAUGUGGGGCUGGUUAUCGAAUAUUUGAUGGGAGGAACCUACAGAUGCCGCGCAUUAACAUUUUACGGAAGCUAACUCAGAGUGGUGUACAACAGUCUCAGCGGCAGCAAUCGGAGGUCUGGGCGAAAUGCUGCAAGCGGCACCCCUCAAUUGCGUAAAAACCACGAACCUUUUGGUAACAGGGCAGAUAAAAAGGAGAAAAUGCGGCACAACCACUUCAUCAAAACUGCGCAGCCUUACAAACCAAAGGGCGACACUGUUGCAGAAGAAGGAAAAAAGAAAAAAACCAAAGACGACAUAGUAGAUAUCGAUGACCCGGAAACAAGGCGCUUUCCUUGCCCUCUUAAUGAGCUGCUGCUUUGGGCGGUGCUAAUGAAAAGGCAGAAAAUGGCCCUCUUCUUCUGGCAACACGGGGAGGAGUCCAUGGCCAAAGCUUUAGUGGCCUCCAAGCUCUACCGCUCCAUGGCCUACGAAGCAAAACAAAGUGACCUUGUUGACGAUACCUCGGAAGAACUCAAACAGUAUUGCGAUGACUUUGGACAGCUGGCCGUUGAGCUAUUAGAACAUUCGUUCCGGCAAGAUGAAACGAUGGCUAUGAAAUUGCUAACUUACGAGCUAAAAAACUGGAGUAAUUCCACCCGCCUUAAGCUAGCAGUGUCUUCACGGCUUCGGCCUUUUGUUGCUCAUACGUGCACGCAAAUGUUGUUGUCUGAUAUGUGGAUGGGAAGACUGAAUAUGAGAAAGAAUUCAUGGUACAAGGUGAUACUAAGCAUCUUGGUCCCCCCCGCCAUACUGAUGCUGGAAUACAAAACCAAGGCAGAAAUGUCCCAUAUUCCCCAGUCUCAAGAUGCACACCAAAUGACCAUGGAAGACAGUGAAAACAACUUCCAGAACAUAGCAGACGAAAUACCAAUGGAAGUGUUUAAAGAAGUAAAAAUCUCAGACAGUCACGAGGGAAUGCAUGACAUGGAGACAGCUAUAAAACCGAAGAGGCUUCCGGUGACACGGAAGUUUUAUGCCUUUUAUCACGCACCAAUAGUGAAAUUCUGGUUUAAUACGUUGGCCUAUAUAGGAUUUUUGAUGCUUUAUACAUUUGUCGUUCUCGUGAGAAUGGAAGAGCUGCCUUCCAUUCAAGAAUGGAUUGUCAUUGCUUACAUUUUCACAUUGGCCAUUGAGAAGAUUCGUGAGAUUUUCAUGUCCGAGGCUGGGAAGGUUAGUCAGAAGAUAAAAGUGUGGUUUAACGACUACUUCAAUGUCAGCGACACAAUUGCCAUCAUCACUUUCUUCAUCGGUUUUGUGCUAAGAUUUGGAGCGAAAGGGAACUUCAACGAAGCUACUUAUUCAUUAAACCAAGUUUUUGUUGCUGGAAGGAUAACAUACUGCCUGAAUAUAAUCUUCUGGUAUGUCAGGCUGCUGGAUUUCCUAGCUGUAAACCAACAGGCUGGACCUUACGUUAUGAUGAUUGGGAAAAUGGUGGCCAACAUGUUUUACAUUGUAGUGAUCAUGGCUGUUGUCCUGCUCAGUUUUGGAGUCCCCAGGAAGGCGAUACUUUACCCUAACGAGGAACCAUCCUGGGUUUUAGCGAGAGAUAUCGUGUUUCAACCCUACUGGAUGAUCUUUGGUGAAGUUUAUGCCUAUGAAAUAGAUGCGUGCGCAAACAAUUCUGAAGCUAAACAUCUGUGCGUGAUGGGAUCCUGGCUGACUCCAUUCCUUCAGUCAGUCUAUCUCUUCGUCCAGUACAUAAUUAUGGUCAACCUUCUCAUUGCGUUUUUCAACAAUGUGUAUUUGCAAGUGAAAGCAAUUUCCAACAUUGUAUGGAAAUACCAGCGGUAUCAUUUCAUUAUGGCUUACCACGAGAAGCCUGUCCUGCCUCCGCCCCUUAUCAUCCUUAGUCACAUGGCCUCCCUGUUCUGUUGCGUAUGCAAGCGAAGGAAGACGGAUAAAACUUCAGAUGGACCAAAACUAUUUUUAACGGAAGAGGAUCAGAAGAAACUACAUGAUUUUGAAGAGUUAUGUGUUGAGAUGUAUUUCAAUGAAAAAGACGACAAGUUCCAUUCUGGGAGCGAAGAAAGAAUUAGAGUCACUUCUGAACGCGUGGAGCAAAUGUGCAUUCAAAUCAAGGAAGUUGGCGACCGAGUCAACUAUAUCAAACGCUCACUGCACUCUCUAGAUACACAAAUCGGCCACUUACAGGACCUUUCAGCUCUCACGGUGGACACUUUGAAAACACUAACAGCCCAGAAGGCUUCGGAAGCUAGCAAGGUCCACAACGAAAUCACACGGGAAUUGAGUAUUUCGAAACAUUUGGCACAGAACCUCAUCGAUGACGGUCCCCUGAGAUCUUCCAUGUGGAGGAAGCACAGCAUCGGCCACGUGUUUGGUUCUUCUUUUCCCCAAGGAGGCCUUGAAAGUAAUAAUGCUGUACUGUGCAACAUUUCUAUGCAAGAUGAAAGAGAUUCUGGACAUAAGAUGACUGAUCUCCUCAACAGGAAUGAAGUCAACUUUCCAGAGGCGGGUUCCUCUGGCAGUGCCUUAAUCCCAAGAGCUCUUUCGCCUCCAGAACUCCGUCAACGAAUACAGGGUACAGACUCACCGAGGAGCAGUAACAAAAGCAAAAAGGCGGGCAGUUCCUCAAAAAGCAUGCCGCAUCUAAUGUCCCCAACAGCUAAAUUUUUUGUUAGCACUCCCUCCCAGCCUAGUUGCAAAAGCCCUUUAGAAACUGCGGUAAAGGACAAGAAGGCUGCCGAGACAGAUAACGCUGUUGAAUUUGGUGCAUUUGUGGGUCACAGAGACAGCAUGGAGUUACAGCGAUUUAAAGACACCGAGUUUAAGGGCAAAGAAAAAAACGACACAAUUGAGGAGCAACAGGAGGAUUUCAAAAAAGCAAUUUUGGAAGGCAUCGAGACAACAGGGCAACAGGGCACCAGCAGUACUGAAGGCAGUCUGAGACAAGUUAGUUCAUGCGGUGGCUUUACUGAAUAUCAUCGAAGCUUGAUCGCCGGCCAUUCGGAACAAUUGCACAGUAAGAGCAGAAGGACAUCAGUUGAAGAUUCUUCUCAGGCCGACUCCAAGGCAGCCCUACUCACGGAUUGGGUACAAGGCCGACCUUCGUACAGCAAUCAGAUGUCUUCCGAAGAUGAUGCUCUGAACGGUAUUGCUUCCCCUUUCAAGCCCAUCAUGGACACCACCUACUACUACUCAGCUGUUGAGAGAAAUAAUCUGAUGAGGUUGUCGCAAAGCAUCCCAUUCACCCCCGUGCCUCCUAGAGGAGAACCAGUCACUGUAUAUCGUCUGGAAGAAAGUUCUCCCAACAUCUUGAACAAUAGCAUGUCUUCCUGGUCUCAGCUGGGUCUUUGUGCCAAGAUUGAAUUCCUAAGCAAGGAAGAGAUGGGUGGAGGUUUACGACGAGCCCUCAAGGUGGUGUGUACCUGGUCGGAGUACGAUAUCUUGAAGUCUGGCCAUCUUUAUAUCAUCAAAUCUUUUCUACCUGAAGUUAUCAAUACUUGGUCAAGCAUUUACAAAGAAGAGACAGUGUUACAUCUCUGUUUACGAGAAAUUCAGCAGCAGCGGGCUGCCCAGAAGCUCACGUUUGCGUUCAACCAGAUGAAGCCCAAAUCGAUCCCAUAUUCUCCAAGAUUCCUGGAAGUGUUCCUCUUAUAUUGCCACUCAGCUGGACAGUGGUUUGCGGUCGAGGAGUGCAUGACAGGGGAAUUCAGGAAGUACAAUAACAACAACGGAGAUGAGAUUAUCCCGACCAACAUGCUGGAAGAGAUGAUGCUGGCCUUCAGCCACUGGACCUACGAAUAUACUCGAGGAGAGUUGCUGGUCCUGGAUCUUCAAGGGGUUGGUGAAAAUUUGACAGACCCCUCUGUGAUAAAAGCCGGAGAGAAAAGGUCAAGCGAUAUGGUAUUUGGGCCGGCCAAUCUAGGCGAAGACGCCAUCAAGAACUUCAGAGCGAAACACCACUGCAAUUCAAGCUGCAGGAAGCUGAAGCUCCCAGAUUUGAAGAGGAACGAUUACACCCCCGGCAAAAUCCUCUUGCCCCAGGACGAUUCUCCAGAAUUGACCAUUCAGCCUGGAAGCUGCACCAAAGAAUCGGGCUCAGCGAGUUCGAGUCACCUGAUGCUGUGACAUCACACACGGCUCUCUCGACCUCAACCAAAUGCGUGCAGAAGUCGUUGGGUUCUCUCGCCCUUCUGUCACUGCGCUGGCGUCUUGAUGAAUGAGUUCAUCGAAAGAGAAACCACACAAAUGCGGAAUGAAAUGUUGUGAUGGCUCCGGUACAGCGAACUGGCCCAUACUUGGAAGAGGGGGAGAGACACAGCCGAGAUAACAGAGAACCCCCCUCCGGAGCGGUAGUUAGUGAGUUUUUUAAAAGGCUGAAUGAAAUUACGUAUUUAUGAAAUGGCUUUUUAAAGGAACAUUUUAGCAGAAGGAUAACUUGACAAUUUUACCUUGGUCCUUGGAGGGGGAUCCCCUCCCCCUCCAUUCUGUAGUGCAAUAUGCCCUUGACCAAAUGAUUAUUUCUGUUUUGUUUUGCAUCUGAUGGUUUUAAGGCAGACGGCUAGGGCAGCUGGCUUCUGUCAUCUGGCGAGAGCAGCGGCAGAAAGAUCCCUUUUCCUUCCUCUUCAUCCUCUCAGAUACCGAAGGUUGUCUUCGGGAUACAUUCUCUCUGUUCAGUGCCAUGUAUGUUUUUUAUGUGGCCCGGGGGGGACGAAGCUGCUCCUAAGGGAACCUGUCCCCAUUCAGUGCCUGGGGCAGGGAGGGCCAGUUCUCAGACAUGAAGACAGAAAGAGCCUGUCUCCUGUAUCAGGAUUCAGCCUCGGAAGUAUGGAGCCAGUUCUCAUGGGGUUGAAUUGUGCUUCAUGAAAUCCCUUAGGGGUGUGUGUGUGUGUGUGUCUGUUUUUAAAUACAUUUCAGUUUUAUCAAGUCACUGUCGUAUAGUAGCAAAGCCACAAGAGAAGAUGUGGUGCGAGGGGGGGGGGGGUUAAUCACAUGGUAUGAAGCAAAAAUAGCAACGAGGCUGGUCCAGAAUUUGGAGGGGGGAAACCACAGGUGUUAGGGAAGAGCUAUUUCCUGUUACAAUAGUGGCUGCUUCAGAAAUUUUGCCUUCCAAAGAUCUCUUAAAACCAGUAUAUGAAAGCUGAAUGUACACAUGAACUUUUUUUAGGGUCCUUUGCGAUGUUGCCUUUGUGGUAUGGAAGCUGCAAGCAAGCGUUCCCUUCCCCGCCUCUCAGGUGACAUUCGGCAUCCGUGGGGUAGGGAUUGCAGGCAGAGUCCAAGUUGCCUCUUUUUUUUCUGUGGCGCACUGCCACAGUCCCCAUCAUGGGUUUCUCCCGGGCAUCUUCUAACGUCGACCUUUGCGGCACUGGAAAGAGCUUGACUCUACCGAGGCACUCGCUCCACAAAAGUAAUGUCCAAAGGGCCCCUUACUUGUAUUUAAGAUUGUGUGAGAACACAUUUUAAUGUAAUGUUAUAUAUGGUACUUAUUUAAGAAGAAAAUAGGGAUGGAUUUACAUUAUGUCACGUACGGGAGAUUGCAAUUCAACUUUAUGCCAAUAAAAUAUAAUUUACCUGUCCCAGAUUGGUUGAAUAUUCAACACGAAGAACCUUGUUGUCCCACUGAAGUUUCAUGCUGCAUUUUUGUUUUGUUACGUAGGUACUAAUUGUAAUUUUUAAUUGAAGGGCACCAUAAAGCCCGGUAAUUUUUUAAAAAAUUCUGUAGUGUAUCUUAUAGAUACAGACGAUAAGGCACGAACACAAUAGCUGUUUAAAUGGUGGUUCAUGUUGCUGGGGAAGGAAUGGUAGAGCGUAUUAAAGAUACAAAACUGUAUACAUUUUGUAUAUCAAUAAAUCUUUAAACAAUUCCAAAUAAAUUUAUUCUUGUUUA
Molecule: messenger RNA, 7725 nt
Organism: Sphaerodactylus townsendi
Lineage: Eukaryota; Metazoa; Chordata; Lepidosauria; Squamata; Sphaerodactylidae
Gene: TRPM7
Product: transient receptor potential cation channel subfamily M member 7
Biological process (GO): protein tetramerization; protein phosphorylation; calcium ion transport
Molecular function (GO): protein serine/threonine kinase activity; calcium channel activity; ATP binding
Source: RefSeq, a predicted model, not a curated record